ACUCUUUUACCUAAUUUUUGCACACAAUUUCUGAUUUCAUUUCACACUUUUUCGCCCUUCUCAAUUUCUCGGUUCACAUCUGCAACAAUUGUGUUCUCACGCAUUUGCAUAGCGUUUCAAUCUCCGAUUUAUUUAUUUAUUUUUUAAUAAAGAAUUUGGGUGACAACUGCCGCAGCACAGAAAGGGGAAAUUUUGCCUCGGCGUUUUUCAUUUUUCCUGAGAAUUCUUGGAGUUGAGCUGGAAUCUUGUUUUCUCGAUCGGGUUUCGGUAAUUAAGGGUUCUUUUUGGGUGAUGGAUUGAGGGGUCUCACAUGUUGCCUGCCUGCGAUGCUCCAUGAUUAAGCAUCUUGAAGGGAAUCCUGCAAUUGGCUAGUUAAAAUUGUUCAACAAGAAACGAUUGACAGUGUGGACAGCACAACAGAUGUCUGGACUCAUUGAAGGUCUUCCAGAUGCUGUGGCCUUAAGGUGCCUUGCGCGGGUUCCUUUUCAUCUUCAUCCCACGCUCAAAUUCGUUUCACGUUCUUGGAGGGAAGCCAUUCGCAGUGCCGAACUCUUCAGAGUCCGUAGAGAGGUAAAUGCAACUGAGGACUUCAUAUGUGUGUGUGCAUACGAUCCCGACAAUCUAUGGCAGCUUUAUGAUCCUCAACAUGACCUCUGGAUCACUCUCCCUGUGCUUCCCUCGAGUAUCCGCCACCUUGCACACUUUGGUGUUGUCUCGGCUGCAGGAAAGUUGUUCGUUCUUGGUGGUGGUAGUGAUGCCGUAGAUCCUUUAACUGGUGACCAAGAUGGGUGUUUUGCAACCAAUGAGGUUUGGUCGUACGACCCACUGACAAGGGAAUGGAGCCUACGCGCGUCCAUGAUUGUCCCUCGUGCCAUGUUUGCUUGCUGCAUGCUGGACGAGAAGAUAAUUGUUGCAGGUGGUUUUACUAACUGCAGGAAAUCGAUUACGAAAGCCGAGAUAUACGACCCAGAAAAGGAUACAUGGCUUUCGAUACCGGAUCUCCAUCAAUCCCAUAACUCCGCGUGUUCGGGGGUGGUUAUCGACGGUAAAGUUCAUAUCUUGCACAAGGGUUUAUCAACUGUGCAAGUGUUGGAAAACAUCAAGCAGGGAUGGACUGUUCAUGACUUCAGCUGGCUACAAGGUCCCAUGGCAGUUGUGAAAGGGAAGCUCUAUAUAAUGAGCCACUCCCAAAUUUUCAAGCAGGAAAGAUAUUCAAAUAAGCUGAUCGUUUCGGCAUACGAGUUCCGCCGGAGGAUCGGCUAUGCAAUGAUAGGGUUGGGGGACGACAUUUACGUCAUCGGGGGCGUGAUCGGACUGGACAGGAUGAACUGCGAGAUCAAGGUAACGUCCGACGUGGACGUGCUGACGCUCGGGAACGAGAGGUUGGUGUGGCGCGGGGUGGCCCCGAUGACGCGUUGCAAGGGGACGGUUCUUGGGUGCACACACCUUAGGAUUUAGGGGCAAUGAUGGAGCUAUUAAAAGAGAGGGAAGACAUGUUUUGAUUUGGCUGUAACGUUGGGUGUUUGGACAUACUUUUUUUUGGGUUGUCCAAUACUUGUUGAAUAUGAGGCAUUGCCAUUACAUUACUUGCUGUUUUAGGUUAGUUUUAAGAUACAUUCGACAUCAAUGGAUUUCUAUUCAUUCAUGUUUAUCC
This is a messenger RNA of Salvia splendens (bonfire salvia), 1654 nucleotides long. RefSeq names its product F-box/kelch-repeat protein SKIP30. NCBI's taxonomy places the organism in Eukaryota, Viridiplantae, Streptophyta, Magnoliopsida, Lamiales, Lamiaceae. The transcript is spliced from 3 exons. The record is from RefSeq and is a predicted model, not a curated record. The coding region runs from base 421 to 1458 and encodes 345 amino acids. Gene Ontology annotation, molecular function: protein binding.